Messenger RNA from Diachasmimorpha longicaudata, 2268 nucleotides. Its product is annotated as PHD finger protein 12. Gene Ontology annotation, biological process: negative regulation of transcription by RNA polymerase II. Gene Ontology annotation, cellular component: nucleus; Sin3-type complex. The record is from RefSeq and is a predicted model, not a curated record. Bases 134 to 2002 code for a protein of 622 amino acids. Lineage: Eukaryota; Metazoa; Arthropoda; Insecta; Hymenoptera; Braconidae. The transcript has 3 exons. Gene Ontology annotation, molecular function: transcription corepressor activity; protein binding.
GUCAACCUCUGGAACAUGAUGUACCCAGUGGACCUACGAAACUGUUGUCGUGAUCGGUUUGAUCAGACGCUGAAUCUUGUAAAAAUCCAGAAAAACAAUUUCUAGUGCAAUUAAAAAUUAAAAAUCGGAAGAAAUGGGGACUGUUGAAUAUGGACUGCCAACUAACAGUGGAUUGAUGCCUCAAAUUCAGGCACUGAUAGCCCCACCGGUAUCUGAAGAUUCGAAAACUGGAAAAGGUAAAAAAGACAAAGAGGAAAAACGUCAUCCGUACUUUAAGAGACCUGGCAGAGGACACAAUAGGGACUCUUGUGAUGCCUGCAGAGAUGGUGGUGAACUCAUAUGCUGCGACAAGUGUCCAGCCUCUUUUCAUUUACAGUGCCAUGAUCCACCCCUGGAGCCCUCGGACAUACCGAACGGCGAGUGGAUGUGUCACUCCUGCCGUUGCGCUGCAAAGAAAGAAAAAGACAAGUUGGCUCACAAAAAGACAAAGAACAAGAGCGCCCUGGAGGUCCUGGCAUUGGCCGCCUCCCUGGCGAAUCCCCGUGAGUUCGAGCUACCGAAGGAGCUUCGUCUCCCAAUAACCUUCCCCGGCACAGACAAGAUCGACCCAGCAACCGUCAAGAAAAAACCACAAACGUCCUGCAACGGCAGAUCCCACUGCCUGGACUCAGGAACAAUGGUCCCCCUGCCAGCUCGCCUCUGCUUCGAGUGCGGCAAGAGUUGUAAGAAGGCGCCCCUGAUAGCCUGCGACUACUGUCCCUUGUACUUCCAUCAGGACUGCCUGGAUCCCCCCUUGACAGCGUUCCCCAGUGGGCGGUGGAUGUGUCCAAAUCACCCGAACCACUUCAUCGACCAAAACCUCCUGAACUCGUGCAACGCAACGACUCGUUUGAAGCUCUGGGAUCAAUUCGCCACACGUCGAGUCGACCAGCACGCAGUCAAGCUUGAGUUCAUGAAGAAGGCCUACAGCAUGAAUCCCCCGUUCCGGGUGAAACUCACAGUGAGCGAUAAAAACAGAGUUAGAGUCCCAGACAUCGUAAAGUCCCACUAUGCAAACCCCCCAGAGUUGAACUCCAUCAACACUUACAGGCAGAACUUCUUCAUAACUCCAGUGAUGAGCCCCUCCCCAGAGUCCAGACUGGAGAACGGUCAAGACUCUGAUGGACCGAGUGAGGCUCCAGAGUCUCCCAGGGAGCCUGAAGAUUCUCCACACGUGAUCCUGAGGUGCGAUGCUGAGAUGGACAUCGAGAGGCCACUAGCAGAGGACAAGAGGAAGAAUCUGCGGAGCUCUGGGAGGACUCAGGAGUCACGAAGGAGUUCAGAGAGCAGAGGACAGCCUCCCAGGCAGGAGCGCAGGAUAGGCUACGGUCUGAAGGAGGGGGUACAACUGCUGGAUCGCCCUGUGCUGGAGGCACUCGCUGAACAGCGACUCGAGCAGAUACUAAAUCCUCUGGGGAAUGACUACAAACUCAUCAACUGCCAGUAUCAGGCCCGGGCUGCGCUGUUCCCACUCAGCAGGAAACCUGGCCCACCUGCCUUCAUGGUCCGGAGGACACUUACCAUUGGCACAGGUGCCAACAGCGAUGUUCUGCUGUCCAGGUAUGGUGACUGCGACUGUGUCUCCCCCAAGCACGCUGUCAUAUUCUUCGAUGAGACAACCAAACGGUACGAGCUACUCAAUUACAGUGAAUAUGGAACUACUGUUGAUAAUGUCUUUUACUCGUGUGAUUGCACAUCUCUGACGGUCCACGAGAGCGAGGAACUUGUUCCCGAACAUUGGAAGGACUUCAGGAAGGGGGAGAAUGGAGUCAGUGAAUGUGGAACCAGGGGGAAUGGACACAGGGGAUCUUGCAAGUGCUGUGUUAUGGACCAGAACGAUGGGAAUAGUGUGUAUACACAAGCUGGGUGGGAGGGAAGCGCCAUUGUUGCUCAUGGAUCCAUUCUCACGUUUGGGUGUCUUGUCUUUGUGUUCAGCACCGUUGCUGUUCAAUCGAAACAUUGAAUUGUGGACUAAAAUGAUUUUUUUUCUGGGGAAUCAAUCAUAAAUUAGAAGUUCAAUAGACAUCCAAUUAAAAUAAAUUAAUGAAGUCCUGGGGUCCUGCUUCAUCAUUUCACAAUUAAAUACGCUAUGUAAAUAUAAUUUAUAAAUAAUCCUCGAAGAAUGGUCUUAUUUAUAAUCGAACGCAUAGUAAUUUAUGAGGAAAUCUGAAAAGACAAGAAUGUAAAUAACGAGGUACGCCAGUGCAUUAAUAAAAUGCGUUGAGAUGA